AUGGGAUUCCCUCCAAAGGGGGACGUCACUGUUACUACUGACAUCCCCAAGGCCUCUGUCUGCUGGGACCUGACCUUCACAGCAGUGAUCGCGUUCCUCUCUGUCUGCUUCCCGCGGCUGCUCUCACAGAGCACCACGGACUCUGACACCGUGUACGUGGCUGAGACGACAGAAAUGCUGGCCCUCAGCAUUCUGCCGUCCAGAAGCCAAAGCAAGGUGGACCUUCACCCAGUGUUCUCCCCGUGGGCACGCCUGUGUCCAAAACUCCUUUUCAUGAGGGCAUAG
Molecule: messenger RNA, 285 nt
Organism: Rangifer tarandus platyrhynchus (Svalbard reindeer)
Lineage: Eukaryota; Metazoa; Chordata; Mammalia; Artiodactyla; Cervidae
Source: the annotation of a GenBank genome assembly